AUGACACUGGCAAACACUUUGAGACUAUUUAAAGUAGCGUCUAUUCGCUACGCUAGUUCUCAUGCGCAGUUAAGAUACUGCGAACUAUCCAACAAGAGCUUCCUGCACAUCAGAGGACCAGAUGCAGCGAAGUUUCUCAAUGGACUUGUUACUUCAAAGAUGCUACCUACAUAUGUCAAAAAAAAUCUCACUACCAUAGAGGUAGAAGACCAUGAGCCUUCUGAGUUCGUUGCUGUCAAGGAUUUUGAUACUCAUCGCGGCAACUGGGGCAUUUUUAAGGAAAUUGGCGCCAAUGGCCCUUACAUCUCAAGAUUCGCUGCGUAUACCGCUUUACUUAAUAGUAAAGGCAAACUUAUGACUGAUGCAAUUAUUUAUCCCACACCACUGUUGAUAGACACAGUAGAAUCACGAAAGUACCCUGAGUAUCUGAUCGAAGUUGACAGCGCCAUCGGUGAUCAAUUAGACCAUAUUUUUGAGUCGCACACAUUGGUAAGCAAAGUCAAAAGUAAAAUGGAACCCGCAGGGAAGCUGAAGUCCUGGUAUUUAUCAGUUAGUUUUCCUGCUGGAAUAUCAGACGAAAACCCGUGGCUACCGAAUCUUAUAACUCCGAUGGAAACUGUCAAAGCUCCCGAAAUCGCUUUAGAUUACACUCGUCAUUUGUUGACGACAUUCUUCCAGCACCACGAACACGAAGUGCUGGGCCUUUUUAUUGAUCCGAGAAGCACACAUUUACUUUAUGACAGCCCAGAAAAUCCACUAAUCUUUCGGGUUAUUACCACCUCAAGUGUCGCUGACAUCAGCGACAUUUUCAAUGCGCCAGAACUUCCCUUUGGGUUUGAUAUUCAAAAGGUUACGGACGUAGACGUAAGGAGUGAAAGAUACACACACGGAUAUGUGGACGGUCUUGCUGAUUUCAAACAAGAAACUGUUUUGCCGUUGGAGUUGAAUUUCGAUUUCAUACCAAACGCUGUCAGUUUCGACAAAGGUUGUUAUGUGGGUCAAGAGCUCACCGCGCGUACAUUUUCCACCGGCGUACUUCGAAAAAGAGCUGUUCCUGUGGUGUUAGAAAACUGGGAACUGCUUGAGGGCUUAGAAACUGGCAAAUAUCUCCAAAUCUGGGACGACAAUGAUGCGGCCGUGUCGCCGUCUGUCUCGGGAUCGUCCGGGCCAUUUGCAACCACUACUUUGAACCGGAAACGACGGAGGCCCGUCGGUUCCUUGCUGUGCUACGAAGCGGAACGCGGGGUGGCAAUCCUGCGAAACGAGCAAUUUCAGGAAGCCUUUGAACUCGAGAAACCUCCAAACUUGUACAUUGAGGCUGGAACUUCUCUUUCCAGAGUUUCUGUGAUCCCUCAAAAACCCUCAUGGUUCGAGGAUUGGAGAGAAGAUUCAAAUGCUGGCUAA
Lachancea lanzarotensis is the source of this 1404-nucleotide messenger RNA. It is a transcript of the gene IBA57, whose product is annotated as LALA0S01e18294g1_1. The record is from RefSeq and is a predicted model, not a curated record. Gene Ontology annotation, molecular function: protein binding. Lineage: Eukaryota; Fungi; Ascomycota; Saccharomycetes; Saccharomycetales; Saccharomycetaceae. The transcript has a single exon. Gene Ontology annotation, cellular component: mitochondrial matrix. The coding region runs from base 1 to 1404 and encodes 467 amino acids.